Messenger RNA from Candidula unifasciata, 924 nucleotides. The record is from the annotation of a GenBank genome assembly. NCBI's taxonomy places the organism in Eukaryota, Metazoa, Mollusca, Gastropoda, Stylommatophora, Geomitridae.
AUGACAGACAUCAGUGAUUUGGACAGGCAAAUCGAGCAGCUACAGAGAUGUGAGAUUAUCAAAGAGAGUGAGGUCAAAGCCCUAUGUGCCAAAGCCAGGGAAAUACUCAUCGAGGAGGGAAAUGUGCAGGCAGUUGAUGCUCCAGUCACUGUCUGUGGUGACAUACACGGACAGUUUUACGACCUGAAAGAAUUGUUUACAGUUGGAGGGAAGGUGCCGGAGACCAACUAUCUCUUCAUGGGAGACUUUGUGGACCGAGGGUUUUAUAGUGUGGAGACAUUUCUCUUAUUGCUGGCCUUAAAGGUUCGAUAUCCAGACCGCAUCACUUUAAUACGAGGCAACCAUGAGAGCAGACAGAUCACACAAGUUUAUGGUUUCUACGAUGAAUGUUUACGAAAGUAUGGUUCUAUCACAGUGUGGCGCUACUGUACAGAAAUCUUUGAUUAUCUGAGUUUAUCAGCGAUCGUAGAUGGCAGAAUUUUCUGUGUGCAUGGUGGGCUGUCUCCGUCAAUCACAUCCCUCGACCAGAUUCGGCAGAUUGACCGGAAGCAGGAAGUGCCCCAUGACGGACCAAUGUGUGAUCUGUUGUGGUCUGACCCAGAAGACAUGCAAGGCUGGGGGGUCAGUCCUCGAGGUGCUGGCUACUUGUUUGGCAGCGACGUGGUCAAUUCCUUCUGCCAGGAGAAUGAGGUCGACUUGAUAUGCAGAGCCCACCAGCUGGUCAUGGAGGGCUACAAGUGGCACUUUGGUGAAAUGGUCCUGACUGUGUGGUCAGCCCCCAACUACUGUUACAGGUGUGGCAACGUGGCAGCAAUUUUAGAACUUGAUGAAAAUUUGAAGCGAGAAUUCACAAUUUUUGAAGCAGCACCACAAGAAUCCCGAGGCAUCCCAUCAAAGAAACCACAGCCGGACUACUUUCUUUAG